Penicillium oxalicum is the source of this 1431-nucleotide messenger RNA. RefSeq names its product aldehyde dehydrogenase. Bases 1 to 1431 code for a protein of 476 amino acids. The record is from RefSeq and is a predicted model, not a curated record. The transcript is spliced from 4 exons. NCBI's taxonomy places the organism in Eukaryota, Fungi, Ascomycota, Eurotiomycetes, Eurotiales, Aspergillaceae. Gene Ontology annotation, molecular function: succinate-semialdehyde dehydrogenase (NAD+) activity.
AUGGCCUCGAACGCAGUGACGCCACUCAUCAUCAACAAUGAAUCCAUCGUGACAGACAUCAAAUUCGAGGUCCACGCGCCGGCCACGGGUGAGCUCUCCGGGUACUGCGCAGGUGCAUCGGUCGACGAUGCAAAGCGCGCCGUCGAGUGCGCCCAGGCAGCCUUCCCCGCCUGGAGCAAGACCAAGGCCUUUGACCGUCGCGACAUCCUACUCAAGGCCGGUGAGGUCAUGUUGGCGCGCAAGGAGGAGCUCAUUGCGUUGCAGAUGGAGGAGACCGGAGCGGGACGGCUCUUUGUGGAGCAUACUUUCCACAUGGGCGUCAACUUUGUCAAGGACUUUGCCGGGCGGAUCUCAACCAUCGAGGGCAAAGUGCCGAGUGUGAACGUGGACGGAGAGAAUGCGAUCAUCUACAAGGAGCCUUAUGGUGUGAUUCUGAGCAUUGCGCCAUGGAAUGCGCCUUUGAUCCUGGGCAUGCGCGCCAUCGCGCUGCCUCUGGCCGCCGGUAACACAAUCGUCUUCAAGGGCUCGGAGCUGUCACCCAAGUGCUUCUGGGCUCUCGGUGACAUUUUCCGUGAGGCUGGUCUCCCCGCAGGCUGCCUGAACGUGCUGUACCAUCAGACCUCCGAUGCCGCCGCCGUGACCAAUACUCUGAUUGCCCACCCCUAUGUUCGCAAGAUCAACUUUACCGGUAGCACCCAUGUGGGCUCCAUCAUUGCCUCCACCGCCGGAAAAUACAUCAAGCCGGUCUUGUUGGAACUGGGUGGGAAGGCGUCCGCAAUCGUCUUGGACGAUGCGGACCUCGACAAGGCCGCCAUGAACUGCGCACUGGGAUCCUUUAUGCAUUCCGGUCAAAUUUGCAUGUCGACCGAACGCAUCGUCGUCCAAAGCGCUGUCGCCGAUCAGUUCCGCCAAAAGGUCGCCGAACAUGCUGAGAAGCUGUUUGGCAAGGAUGUGCCAGCCCUGUGCCUUGUGAACGCUGCGGCCGUCACCAAGAACAAGAAGCUCGUCGCUGACGCCGUCUCACGCGGAGCCAAGGUGAUCUUUGGCGAUGCCAACGGCAAUGAGGGCCGCGAUACUCAAAUGCGACCCAUCAUCGUGGAUGGGGUCACCCAGGAGAUGGAUCUGUACAAGACGGAAUCUUUCGGUCCGACUGUAUCGCUGUUUGUUGUGGAUUCGGAAGAAGAGGCUAUCGCGCUGGCCAACGAUACCGAGUACGGUCUCACCGCGGCCGUGUAUACGCAAAACUUGUUCCGCGGCCUGCGUGUUGCCAAGCAAGUUGAAUCUGGUGCGGUCCACAUCAAUGCGCUGACGAUUCACGACGAGCCUGUUUUGCCUCAUGGUGGGUGGAAGAGCAGUGGAUUUGGUCGCUUUGGCGGUGUCUCUGGAUACGACGAAUUCCUUCAGACCAAGGUUGUCACCUGGCAUGAGUAG